Molecule: messenger RNA, 1482 nt
Organism: Penicillium antarcticum
Lineage: Eukaryota; Fungi; Ascomycota; Eurotiomycetes; Eurotiales; Aspergillaceae
Product: Zn(II)2Cys6 transcription factor domain-containing protein
Exons: 2
Coding region: 1-1482 (493 amino acids)
Biological process (GO): regulation of DNA-templated transcription
Molecular function (GO): zinc ion binding; DNA-binding transcription factor activity, RNA polymerase II-specific
Source: RefSeq, a predicted model, not a curated record
AUGCCCGGAGUCCCAUCAAGUCGCGCCUGCGAGAGCUGUCGCAAGCAAAAGAAGAAGUGCGACGAAGUGAAACCAACAUGCUCACGAUGUACACGCCUGAAGGUACCUUGCAUCGGCAACGGAGUCAAGCGAUACAAAUUUCAAGAACCAACAAUCAGCAUAUCAAACCAACAACGAUACCCGGCAAACUCCAUGAUUGUGGCUUCACUAAUAGAGCCAAGCCAAGCCAGCCUCUCAGGGGAAGAGCGCACUUAUCUAAACUUCUUCCGCCAAAAUACCUCCAAGCAAGUUGCCAGCUACUUCAGUCGCGCAUUCUGGGACCAUCUGGUCCACCAAGUCGGCGAGUCCCAGCCCGCAGUCCGGCAUGCAGCAAUCGGAGUCGGCGCCAUGCACUGGAACAACGAUAUCAGAAAACUCGGCCGUGAAAAUCAAUCGUUGCCACUGCAACAGUGUAGCAAGGCCUACGGUCAUCUACGGCAAACACUCUCGAGUGGUCUUUCCAGCAGCGCGGAGGUAGAGACAGUGCUAUGUUCUUGCAUUGUCCUAGGGGCGUUAUCUAUGAUCCAAGGUGAUGCCCGGGCAACGAGUUAUCAUCUUGGAUCUGGAUGGAGACUUCUGGAUCAAUGGCAGAGUGUGGGCUUGAGGAACAGUGCUCUAGGGACUCGACUGCUGCAGGCGUUUACACAGAAUAAAUUGCGUUGGUUUUCGUUGAGGGAUGGUGAUAUGUAUGCUAAUUUGACUCUUCCUGAGGUGAUGGCUUCUCGGGUUCCGAUCGUUGAGUCUAUAGUUGAUACGGAGCAAACUGCGGGUUUUGUUGUUGGUAUUGGAUGGUUGGCUUUGCAGAUUAGGUCGAGGCCUGAGGAUGGGGAUAGCACGAAGCGGGUAGGUGUUGCGGUGACGCUUUUAAAGAAGCUUCAGUCUUGGAAAAUGUUGCUUGGGGAGUCAUGUAAACAUGGAGAUGUGGCUCGAGCAGAAAGGAUGAUCUCGUUUCUUGAUAUUUGGUGUCGAGUUCUAUUCAUCAGGAUUUCGAUGGACGACAAGCUUGAGGAUGGCGAGACUAGAUACGAUGAAUGCCUUCCACUAUUUCAACAGACUAUCCAGCUGGCCGGCAAGUUGCUAUUGGACCCACGUCCAGAUAUCUGGAUGGGGAUUGUCACGCCACUUGUGUUUUGUGCAUUGAAGUGUCGGGACUGGGAUACAAGACAUGUGGCACUCAAGCUUUUGAAAAUCGUCCCUUAUUCAAAGGGCAAGUGGUCUAUGGCUAACACGGCGUUCGUCAUUGAACGAAUGAUUCAGGUUGAAUCGGAGGGCUUCACUCAAGAAGAUAUCAUUCCUGAAACCUCGCGUAUAGAUUCAAUACGUGUGGAAUUCUUGCUUGGAAAUCCAAAAAUCUGCAUUCAUUAUCGUUGUUCGAAUUCGAACAACGAGGGAAAGGUAUAUACGGAGCACCAGGACUGGGAAAGCGUGGUCAUGCAGUAUUAA